AUGCUGAAUGAACCAAGCGACAUCCUCACUGUUCAGCGUGCUCAAUACAUAAAUUGGUGCAAUAACCGCAACUUUUUAUCUUCGCCAUUGAUUGUGCCAACAAACAGCAAGCACAUGGAGAAAAAAGCAACAGCAAUGAGCAAGCGUUCAGUUUCAUUACCUCCAGAGUUAUUGAUGGAGAUCUUUAGCUAUUUGGAUGGUAAUCAAGCUGCACUGCAUUCAGUUUCACUCGUUUGCAAGCAGUGGUUCUACUGCGCUGCUCCCAUUCUGUAUUGCCAUCCUCAGAUUAAUGAUACCUAUCGCUGGGCUACCUUCAUACUGACAUUGACAAGAGAGCGCAUGUCAUUCUUUUACGGGGAUCUCAUCAAAUCAAUUGACCUGUCCUCGGGAAAGUCCAUUGAAGCGAUGAAAGACCAGGAAUUUUACAGACGACUAUCAGAUGCAAACGAUAACGAACAGCUACAGCAACAACAGCAACAACACACUACUCCUGGCAGUCAAGUUGCAGGACUGACUACCAACAACCGCUUCUUCAUGUCUUCUCGACGAGAAUACAGAAGCACAGAGGCAGAAAGACGCAGACAUGAGCAUGAAUAUGUUGUCAAGGGACUACCUUUCAUCAUCGUAUCUACAUCUUCGUUGCUUCAAGUUUCAAAAACCUGCAAAAACCUGACAUCUCUCAACCUUUCCUAUACAAGUCUGUUACAUGAUAGUGUCAUUGCCGAGACUGGCGAGUAUCUGUCCACCUUACAACGUUAUGCAGUGCAACCUGGUUUAACACACAUUCAGAUCCCGAUAGAAGAUGCUAUCGAAGCCAUUGGGAAAUCAUGCUAUCAACUGGAGCAGGUCAAGAUUCAACGUUGCGAAUGGGUUACUGCUCAAGUCAUCUGGCUGUUUGCAUACCAUUGUCCCAAUCUGAAACGACUGGAUGCCAGAAGGUCAACAAAAUGCACAGUGAAAAAAUUGAUUGCCAAUGUGUUGGAAUUGCCCGGUUACUAUAGUCAACAUCCAUAUCGCAGUGGUGAUGAAGAUGAUGUCGCAUUGCCGUCGUAUAUCAUGCCCGACGCUAAUGGCUCCAUAACUACUGCUAGCCUUGCGCUCCCACGAUUUUCAACUCAAAGUAGAUUUAGACUUGAAGGUGAUGAAAAUCAUGCUGUUGCUGGUGAUGACGAAAACCAGACUAUCGUGAUUGAACCGCGAGCUGAAGAUCAAGUAGACGAAGCUGAAGAUCAAGGGGAAGACGCACCAAUGAUUCAUUUUAGAUUCAAUGUAGAAACAGGAUUGUGGGAACGGGAAGUCAACGGCCAAUUGGGACAUAUGACAGACAACGCCGAUGCUAUUCGAAAUGGCACUUUUUGGUUUGUCCCUCUAUCCAACGGUGAAGAUGAUGUAUCAGCAGCUGGUAGGCGACCACCUUCACCUGUGCAGCACACUCUCUCAUCGCAAUCAAUGCCCUCAGUUGGAGAUGAGUCUCUGAAAGACAUUAUCCGCACUGUCAUCAUGGACUGUAAAGAUUUAGGCGCUAUUGAUCUCAACUGGAUCAGCGACUACAAUUGA
This is a messenger RNA of Mucor velutinosus, 1557 nucleotides long. It is a transcript of the gene MRPL23, whose product is annotated as 54S ribosomal protein L23, mitochondrial. The transcript has 3 exons. Bases 1 to 1557 code for a protein of 518 amino acids. Gene Ontology annotation, biological process: SCF-dependent proteasomal ubiquitin-dependent protein catabolic process. Gene Ontology annotation, molecular function: protein binding. Lineage: Eukaryota; Fungi; Mucoromycota; Mucoromycetes; Mucorales; Mucoraceae. The record is from RefSeq and is a predicted model, not a curated record. Gene Ontology annotation, cellular component: SCF ubiquitin ligase complex.